AGAGAGGACUGAGUUAUCAGGAAGUGGCGUGGAGACUCCUCCCCCCACGCCGGCCCCCAGUGGUCUGGUUGUAUUUGGUCUGCUGGUCAUGAAACACAGCUACGUUAGCGCCCUCAUCAUCAUGAUGGUGUGGAGCAUCACCUACAACAGCUGGUUGACCUUUGCCCUGCUGGUGUGGUCCUGCGCCAUCUGGGUGAUGCGUGACCGCCGGCGCUACGCCAUGCUGAGCGCACCCUUCCUGGCGGUGUACGGCACAGUGCUGGUGGGUGUGGCCUGGUUCAGCGGGCUGAGACUGAGCAGGGAUGAGCUCUACCCCCACCUGCACCCCGCCAUGGUGGUGGACUUUGACCUCAGCAGCUCCUCUGCACCCUGCGCCCACCUGGGAGCCAAGGUGUGCUAUGCCUUCAGUUUCUGGCUGCUGUUCCGUCAGCAACUGCGGGAGCGAAAGGAGGAGCAGAGCCUGCAGGAGAUGGAGACUCUGGAUGAAGUCAAAGUUCUGCCACCGGAGGAACCAGAACCCUCCCCCCUGGUCUCUCUGCUGGGCAAGGAGCUGAGGGGCUUCCUGGUGAAGUACUGCAUCCUGUUCUGCUGCUCCAUGUUCUUCGUGGUCAGCUUCUCGGGGAAGGUGAUGGUCUACAAGAUCCUCUAUAUCGUCCUCUUCCUCUUCUGCGUCGUACUCUACCAGGUUCGUUACGACGUGUGGCGCCGGGUGCUGAAGUACUUCUGGGCGGUAGUGGUGGGCUACUCCAUGCUGGUGCUCAUCGCCAUCUACAUGUACCAGUUCAGGAGUGUCUCUGGCCUCUUCAGGCAGAUCAUGGGCAUGUCAGAGGAGGGCCUGCGUGACCUGGGUCUGGAGCAGUACGACACGGUGGAGCUGUUUGCCAAGAUCCUGUUCCCCGCCACCUUCCUGCUGGCCUGCAUCCUGCAGCUGCACUACUUCAACAACGACUUCCUGGAGCUCACGGACCUUGACAACGUCCCUGUCCGCCAGGGAGCUGACAGAGAGAAGGAGCUGAGGAACUCAGUCAGUGUGAUCUCUGAAACGAUCAAAGAAAACAUUGAGAAGCUCCAGCAAAGACUGGUGAAGGAGCAGCUGAGUGGGGAGAGCCAGGAGACCCUGGACAGUAUCGGACUGUCCACGUCCUCUGAAGGGAAAGACGCACAGCAGGAAGAGAAAGGCAGCCCAGGGGAGCCAAUGGGCAAGUGGACACGGAUUGUAGACCGAGCCAGCCUGUUGUUGCUGCAAGGCCUGCUAGGCCUCCACAGGGCCCAGGAGAUGGGCUGGAGAAUCCUAGAGCUCCACAGCCUCAAGAUUGUCUCCACUGUUAUCAUCUGGGUAUCCUUGCAAGAGGUGUCCCUGAUGAACUUCCUGUUCCUGGUGCUGUGGACUCUGGCUCUGCCCGUGCCCCGACUCCAGCCCCUUGCCUCCAGUGUAUCCUGUGUGUGGGCCUGCAUCAUGGUGGUGUGUAAGAUGAUGUAUCAGCUCAAAGUCAUCAAGCCUCUUGAGUACUCCUCCAACUGCACCGACCAUUUGUUAUCAGUCAAUGGAACAGAUACGGUUCUGGAAGGGAACAUGGCUGAGCUGCUGAAGAGGUCAGUUCUAUACGUGGAACCUGUGGAUCCAGCCGUGUGGUGUGGAGAGCUGAGGAAGUGUGAGGACCGGAUCCUCCCCUGCCUGCGGAACCACCUGAUGGUUCUGGGCGUGCUUCUGUUUGAGGUGACCGUGCACCGUCACCAGCUCUACUACCGUCUCCAUAACGACCUGAAGACCCCUCCGUUCAGCAUCAUCUUCCAAGGAAUCACCCGGCAACACCUGGACCAAGGCAUCCUACCCUGCCUCAAGUACAUGGUCAACUACGCCUACUACAAGUUUGGACUGGAGGUGUGCUUAAUCGUGGCAGUGAAUGUGAUUGGCCAGCGUAUGGAUUUCUACGCACUACUACACUCCUGCGCGCUUUUGGCUGUUCUGUCCCGGCGUCGCAGAAAGGCCAUUGGGGAGGUUUGGCUCAAGUACUGCUACUUCACAACAGGCCUGAUGAUCCUCCAGUACCUGCUCUGCAUCGGACUGCCCCCUGCCUUCUGCCUCGACUACCCCUGGAGGACCUCCAGCCAGCCCCUGACCUCCAACAUCAUCAAGUGGUUCUACUUGCCAGACUUUGCCAUGAGCCCCAACCCUUCCUUCAUCCUAUAUGACCACUUCCUGUUGCUGUGUGCGGCGCUGCAGUUGCACGUGUUUCAGGAGGAGAACCGUGCGGCCGUGCGUCUCCUGGCCGGGGAGAACGUUGAGAUCAGCCGCAGCCUGGACCCCUGCUCCCUCAACCAGUAUAUCCCUGUUAACAACUUCCUCCACUGCAGGUCCUACUUGGACAUGGUGAAGGUGUUUGCGUUCAGCUACUUCUUCUGGCUGGUGUUGUGUCUUAUCUUUAUCACGGGCACAACACGCAUCAACAUCUUCUGCCUGGGCUACCUGGUGGCCUGCUUCUACUUCAUGUUGUUUGGGGGCAGCCUGCUCAUGCAGCCAGUGCGCUACAUCCUGCGUCUGUGGGACUGGCUGAUUGGCUACACCUGCUUCGUCAUCGCCAUGAAGAACCUGUUGUCUCUUGGCUCCUGUGCGUACCUGGAUAGCCUGCUGAAAAAUGGUUGCUGGCUCAUCCAAGCCUUCAGCAUGGUCUGCACCAUCAAUGGCUACGAUAUCCCGGCCCCGGAUGACAAAUGUGAGCUGCCGGAGGGCGAGGCUGGUAUCGUGUGGGACGCCAUUUGCUUCACCGUCCUCCUAGUGCAGAGACGAGUCUUCCUCAGCUACUACUUCCUGUACGUGGUGUCAGACCUCAGGGCCUCCAAGAUCCUAGCCGCCAGGGGAGCGGAGCUGUUUGAGGCCAAGGUGAAGAAGCUGGUGGCUGCCAGGCUGGAGAUGGAGAAGAAAUCUGUGGAGACGCUGAAGAAACAGAUGGAGAAGAUCAAGUCCAAGCAGAGGAGUCAUCCUGCAGGACCUUCCGGAACAACAGAACCCCCUGCAGUCCAGGACACACAUGAUGGGAGUGUGGGAAGAGAGAGUGGAGGACAGGGAGACCAGGGUCAGUGGUGGAAGCCCUGGGUCUCCCAGCCUACAGUGGGGGACUCUUGUGGAUAUCACCUGUUUGAGAGUGACAGUGAAGAAGAGGAGGAGGAGGUUCAAGAGAGCAAAGAGGAAGAUGCACCACCUAAGAAGAAAACUGCCUUUCAGCUUGCCUAUGAUGCCUGGGUCACCAGCUCCAAGGCAGCACUGAAAGGACAUAAGAAGGAGGAGAAGAAGAUGAAAAAGGAGGAGAAGAGGAGAGCAAAGAGAGAGCUACAGAGACAGCAGGGUAUCGACAGAGCAGACUCCAGUGAGGAUGAGUUGGAAGACAGUUGUCCAAAUGAAGAUGGAGAGGAGGAGAAAGAGAAUAUUCUCCAGCGCUGUCUGGACACUCUCAGGUUCGGAUGGGUCGUCCUCCUGUCGCUGAUUGAUGACCUCACAGAGGGCCUGAACUCCUUUUGCAAAAACAACCUGGACAUUUCUAAGGUGCUGCGCUUUGAGAGGGCCCUGCUGAAUGAGCAGCAAAAGAAGGGUAAGGAAGUGUCUCAGGACAGCGUGAAGCGUUUCUAUGACAACUGGAGGUCCAGACAGAGCACGCUGGCCUCGCUGGAUGACGAGGAGGAGGUGCCUCUGACCCCCGCCUCCUCGCCCCCGCCCCUCCCCUCCUCCCCCCGGGGCUACGCCAAGCUAAGGCACGCCCAUUCCAAGCUGUCCUGGGGCAGCAGUAUUUCCAGCUGCAUGACAGAUGAGACCCUGCUGAUGUCUCGUCAGCCCACCCAGGAUGACCUGGAAGACCCUCCUCUCCUGGAGCUUCCCAUCCACGAGCUCAGACGCAAGCUCCUCAAGACAGCCAAUGUGGAGAGUGACGAGCCUCCUCCCAGCCUUGAAGAUGCCACUCCUGAGAGGGAGGACAGAGAGACAGAGCCCCAGUUUAAAGAGGAGGAACAGGAGGAGCAGAAGCAGGGGGAGGAGGUGGACACGGCUGACCAAGAGGAGGAGUGGAGAGAGGGAGCACAGGGGCAGGAGCAGUGGAGAGAAGAAGAGGAGGAGGAAGAGAAAGCUGAUCUCCUGGAAGUCGUGGACCGUGAGGGGCUGAGCGUGGAUCUCCCAGACUCCCCCAGGCCUUUGAGCCAGGAGACCAGGAACCUCACCGCCAGCGAGCUCCUUCUUAACAACAUGUUUGACAAUGAUGAGAUCGGCGAGUCGGAUAAGUUCUACCAGUCUCUGCCCAGACACCUGCGCCUGACGCUGGCCCUCUACAACACCAUGGUGUCCCAGUCGGAGAUGCUUUGCUACUUUGUCAUCAUCCUCAACCACGUCGUGUCUGCCUCCAUGCUCACCCUGAUCCUCCCCGUCCUCAUCUUCCUCUGGGCCAUGCUGUCUGUCCCCAGGCCCACCAAACGCUUCUGGAUGGCUGCUAUCAUAUACACAGAGCUGACUGUGGUGGUGAAGUAUUUCUUCCAGUUUGGCUUCUUCCCCUGGACCACCUCAGCCUACCGCGGCAUCAACGCAGACCGCCCCUUCGCCCUGCCCAACAUCGUCGGCGUGGAGAAGAAAGACGGAUAUGUCCUUUUCGACCUGAUUCAACUGCUCGCUCUCUUCUUCCAUCGCUCCAUCCUUAAGUGCCACGGCUUGUGGGACAACAAAGAGGUGGAGAUGCCUGACUUCUUCAAGAAGCUGAAGAAGAAGACAGAGAAGAAGAAGAUGGCAGGAGAGAGAGGAGAGAAGGGGGCAGGGAAGCGACGGGUGCCAUUCCUUCCCCUCCAGGCCUCCACUACAUCAUGGUUUUGCAGACGGAAGGGGGACAGCUCCACAGAGAACGGAGACGUGCAGGUUAAGAAGCGCCACUCCAAGAGGAGGAGAGGCCACUCUAAGGUUCCCCUGACCAGGAAAGAGAGAAUCAAGCAGCAGAUCAGAGAGAGGAUGCUGGAGGCCAAGGCUGCAGUCAUAGAAGUAGCCCUGCACAUCUACCUUCCCAUCAGGCAGUUCUUUUAUGACAUCAUCCACCCAGAGUACAGCCCAGUGUGUGACGUCUACACUCUUAUGUUCAUCAUUGAUGUCGUCAACUUCAUCGUCAUCAUAUUUGGAUACUGGGCCUUUGGGAAACACAGUGCAUCAGCAGACAUCACAGAGUCUCUGUCUGAGGACCAGGUUCCUGAGGCCUUCCUGGUCAUGCUGCUGAUCCAGUUUGGCACCAUGAUCGUGGACCGGGCCCUCUAUCUAAAAAAGACCCUGAUGGGGAAGUGUGUGUUUCAAGUGGUCCUGGUGUUUGGAAUACACUUCUGGAUGUUCUUCAUCUUGCCUGGGGUCACAGAGAGGAGGUUCAACCAGAACAAAGUGGCCCAGCUCUGGUAUUUCGUAAAGUGUAUCUACUUUGGCCUGUCAGCCUAUCAGAUCAAGUGUGGCUACCCCAACCGCGUCUUGGGAAACUUCCUCACCAAGAACUACAACUACCUCAACCUCUUCCUCUUCCAGGGCUUCCGGAUGGUUCCAUUCCUUACUGAGAUGCGGGCGGUGAUGGACUGGGUCUGGACCGACACCACCCUCAGCCUGUCCAGCUGGAUCUGUGUGGAGGACAUCUACGCCAACAUCUUCAUCCUCAGGUGCGGGAGGGAGUCGGAGAAGAAAUACCCCCACGUGCCUGGUCAGAAGAAGAAGAUGGUGGUGAAGUAUGGGAUGGGAGGCUUCAUCAUCUUCGCACUCAUUUGCAUCAUCUGGUUCCCUCUUCUCUUCAUGUCAUUGGUCAAAUCAGUGGCAGGGGUGAUCAAUCAGCCUCUUGAUGUGUCCAUCCAGCUAGGCAUAGCAGGAUAUGAGCCUCUGUUCACCAUGAGUGCCCAAGAGCAGAACCUGGUUCCAUACUCUGGAGCAGGCUUCAACCGUCUUACCAACCGCUAUGCCACUCACCCAUCAGCGAUGCAGUUCAUAGUGAACUACGGGGCCGAGGACCUUGUGACGGCUAAGCUCAAGAGUGAUGCCAGUCUGCUGUGGACCAUCAGCCCAGCCAGCAGGGAAGCCAUGAUCCAGGAGCUCAGCAACUCCUCCCACAUAUACAUCACCCUCCAUUGGACACUGCUCAGAAAUGCCUCUCUGUCGGAGCACGCAGAGUCAGUGGGAGAACACACUGUGAAGUAUGAGGACCAAGCGCUGAGAGACGGAUUAGUCCGGAUGCUUAAAGGGACACACAGUGAACCUGUGAUUAUUCACAACCUACUACCCAAGUUCAUCCGAGGGCCCUCUGGCCCAGAAUCCAAGAUGGCGUCCAGACUACAGGUCGAGCACUCUGACCGGCCAGACGACAUAAAAACCUUCGCCUUCUUCCGCCCCCUGUCCAUAAAGCUGCAACGCAGCAAUGGGAGUGAGAAGGGGGGUCAGUGGUGGGUGGUGGAGGAGUGUGCUCCAGGUCCCAUCCAUGUCCAGAGCAGCUGUGGCAGCAUUGAGAUAGGGGUGUUCAACAACAAGGUCAGCCCAUCCAGUUUGGGCUUCCUGGCAGGACACGGCAUUGUGGGUCUGUACAUGUCCGUGGUGUUGGUCAUCGGGAAAUUUGUCCGGGAGUUCUUCAACGGGAUUUCACGCUCUAUCAUGUUUGAGGAACUGCCUUGUGUAGACCGUGUUCUGAAGCUCUGUACAGACAUCUUUGUGGUGAGGGAGACAGGCGAGAUGGAGCUGGAGGAAACACUGUUUGAGAAGCUUAUCUUCCUCUACCGCUCACCAGAGACCAUGAUCAAGAUGACCAGAGAGAAGAAGGAAAGCUAAAGCUGGGUGGCCCAGAAGGUUCCCUUGGAAGCUUUCACCAGGCUACAUCAGACCAAAAUAUAUAGGUUUAACCAUGAUGGACAUAGCUCCAACUAAUCUUGAUUGGUGGCGGGCGAUGUAAAUUCCAACUAUUUAAAAUAUUGAGACUUUUAUCCAGCAAAAGUAUGGAGCUGCCAUCUUGAAAUAUCUAUUCCUGACAGGGCAGAGACAGACAUCAUCGCUAUCAUUAAGAGGACAGUAGAUCAAACACUUUCUUAUUGUUCACCGUCAGUUCUCUCAAGUUCACAUUGUGAUUGCAAAAAUGCAUGCAUUUUUAACUACUGACUGUUUAUACAAUGUUUACAACAGCAGGCCAUAAUCCUUAGAAAUAUGAAAAAUAUGUGACCAUCAUGUCAAGCCUACUCAUUAAAGUGCAGAGAUAAAUCAAUUACAGUGACAUACUUUUGGUAUCUAACCUCAUGUUGCCCUGUACUAUUCUCUCUGUACAUGAUGCUUAUUCCUCAUUUGAUGUAAAAAAUAAAGUAUUUGGUGU
Molecule: messenger RNA, 7340 nt
Organism: Osmerus eperlanus (European smelt)
Lineage: Eukaryota; Metazoa; Chordata; Actinopteri; Osmeriformes; Osmeridae
Product: piezo-type mechanosensitive ion channel component 2
Exons: 44
Coding region: 89-6808 (2239 amino acids)
Cellular component (GO): membrane
Molecular function (GO): mechanosensitive monoatomic ion channel activity
Source: RefSeq, a predicted model, not a curated record